CGCCGCGGCUCCGCUCGGCGGGGACGGCCCGGGGAGGAGGGGCGGCGCACGGCGGGGGCGCCUCCGCCUCGCUGCUUCCUGGCGACUCGGGGCGCCCCGCGCUGCGCCGGAGCGGCUGCCCCGAGCGCGCCCGGCCGUUGGCGGCGGGGCGGGGCGAGGCGAGGCGAGGCGCGUGCCCCGCGGGCGGCGGCUCGGAGGUGCCGCUAACGGUCGCCCGCGCGCUGGGGACCCGCCGAGGCAGGCGGCGCGCGGAGGCUGCGAGGAGAAACUAUGGAAACUUUAUCUCUGGCUACUAAGAAACUGUGCGGUCAAGUAAAUUCUGUACCGGAAAGGAUCUGCCAUCCAAAAAGGAAGAAAACAGUGAAAAUGUUACACAGCAAUGGGUCAAGAAGCUGGCAAACCUGCCUGGCCCAAACCAGCAGGAGGCUAUCAGACUAUUACAGGUAGAAGAUAUGGAAGAAGACAUGCUUAUGUCAGUUUUAGACCAUCUUUGACCAACCAAGACAGGAAUGGACACCAACUCAGUGGAGAAUGUGAAGGAUUGGAACUGGACGAUGUUCAGAAAGAGAAGUCUUUGUGUUCCAGUCCAUUGGUUCAAGUUUGUUCUCAUUUAUCGGAUGAGCCUUUGUUAGAAAAUGUUGGAACUGGAGCACCUGUUUGUCGAACUGUAUCGAGCCAAACUUUUGAGACAAACACUUCACCAUUUUCUCUAGUCUCUUACAGUCUGGAAGGCAACCAAAUGUCAGGGAGCAUUAUGAAUCCUGAUAAAAUUUCCGAGGACCUUGCAGAAUAUGCUUCUGGAGAGUGUAAUGAUUUGAAUGGCCAGAAUGGAAUUGCUUUUGUAAACAUUGACUCUUAUGAGCCAGAUAGCAGUGAUGGAGAGGAUGAUGACGGCCAAGGUAAUCUUUCCUUGGCAAAAGAAGAAGCAGGUGUAUUUCAGGAAACACUAGAUAACAUGCUUUCUGAGUUAGAAAAAGGUGUAGAGUCUUUUUCUGACUUACAGUCCCGGUUAUCCAGUCUUAACAGAAGCGUUUCUAGGGAAUGUUGCGAAGAAGUGGGACCAGUGCCUUUAGUGAGAUACUCUAACAGAGAUUCAGACUUGGCCCAUCAAAACAACAGGACAUUUAAAAAAUCUUCUGCUGAAGAUCACGCCAUACUGAAAAAUAACCUGAGUAUUGCCAGUUGUGAAACACAACAGACAAAAGAUAUAGUGGAUGUUGGAAUCAGGACCCCUAUUUGUAAUGAAUUAAAUGUCAGUGAUGGAAAGACUGACCAAGGGAAUCCACCUGAACUGGUAGUGAGACCCAAAAUUAGAAAACAAAAUCCUACAAACCCGUUGGAUAGAAAAAAGCUUCUCCCUAAUGAUGAUGAAGAGAAGAGCAGUUCUAGGAGGCAAAGUGAAAUUGCUGAAGUCCAUCAUGGCCAUGCAGAGUGUGCCUUGAGGAAUGGCAAAGAAAAAAUGAGUUCCAGUAUGUUUUUUGACCCAAGAGACUAUGAAGGUACACAGAAGAAUGCAAAAAUAGACCUAAGGAAAAAUGCAACUGCUCAGGAAAGAAAAACUGUGUUAGAUGAUAACACUUUCUGGGAUGAGUUUGAAGACUGCAGCAGACACUUCUCAAUGUCCCACAAAGAUGAAGACAGGUGUCUUCUGUCACUGCUAGUAUUGGAUGAGCCUUCCAAGUGUAUUAGCAAAUGUAGCGAUUGCUCGGAAUGCAGUGACGGAGAAUGGUCUGCAUCUCUGCCUGCGUACUUUGCUGCUACGGAUAAAGACCAGUCCUCAAGUGAUGAGAGCUGGGAGACUCUCCCAGGCAGGGAGGAACAUGAGCCUGAAGUGCAGAGCAACAGCAGUGGCCUAGAAGAGGAGAACACAGACUUCUGUUUCCAAGGAGGGGAACAGACAUCUUUGGAGGAAGGAGAGAUUCCUUGGUUACAGUAUCAUGAAGAAAUAGAAAGUAGCAGUGAUGAGGAAGAUGAUCCAGUUAGUCAUUUUGUGCAUCCUGGCUUCUUUAUGUUGGAUGGAAACAACAACCUUGAGGAUGACUCCAGCAUGAGUGAAGACCUGGAUGUGGAGUGGAGACUACUUGAUGAAUUUGGGGAUGGCCUUGGAGUCGCUCAAGCCAUUUCAUAUGUGGAUCCUCAAUUUCUCACAUAUAUGGCAUUGGAGGAACGCUUAGCACAAGCUAUGGAGACUGCUCUGGCACAUUUGGAGUCUCUGGCUGUUGAUGUUGAACAGGCUCAUCCACCAGCUAGUAAAGAAAGCAUAGACUGUCUCCCACAGAUUAUUGUCACCGAUGACCACAAUGCUGUAGGCCAAGACCAGUGUUGUGCUAUUUGUUGCAGUGAAUAUGUAAAAGAUGAAAUCAUAACAGAGCUACCCUGUCAUCAUUUCUUUCACAAACCCUGUGUAACUCUUUGGUUACAGAAGUCGGGAACAUGCCCUGUUUGUCGUCACGUGCUUGCACCCAUGCUUCCUGAAGCAACUGCUGCCACUGCCUCCUUUUUGUCUGACCAUAAUUCCUCAUCUUCUGUUCACAGCACAACAGGAACUCCGAACUAGGGUCUGAAAUGAAGUCUUGGCCACCAAAAUAAGAAUGUAAAUUUCUCCUGUUUAAUUACAAUGUGAAAACAAUUAUAUAUAAAAUAUUAUCUGUAAAAUAUUAUAUAUAGUAUAUAUUUUAGUUUAGAAAGAGGAUGUAAGACUUUCUAAACUGUUUAGGUUUACAAUAAUAGCUGAAAUUUUCAAACUAAAAGUUGGAAAAACGUGCACCCUUUUUUUGCAGUAGAAUGUUGCUGUUAACCAUAAUAUCUAAAGCUUGUAUUAUGAUAAAUUUGUCCAAAAAGAUAAUUAAUGUGGCACUUUAUGUGUUUAAGUUCUUGCAACUGCAGUGCAGUUGGAGCAUUAUUAAAGUUAUGCUUAUAACCUGUUUUACAUAAUAUAACCAAACUAUUUGUUUUUGUCAAAGUUAGUGCCACUGAGUGACUUUGUGAUUGAUCUCUCAUGUUUGCAUCAAAUGUGAAGAUGUUCUGUGAUCACAGCAGUAGCAGAAUUUGGUUUCACUGGAAAUAAAUUGCAUAAUGGAACAAUAUUUCUUAUGAGUUUAUUCCAUAAUAAACUUUUUUGAGAUGUCAGAAGUCCUAUUAAACUGCUGAUGACAUGACAGUCUGGGCUUUUCAUAAUUGCUAGCACCAUUUUUAAGCAUAUAUCCUGUCUAAGAAGUUGAAUCUGUAAGAGCUGGAUACCUGCUUCCUUCAGUUUUUGUUGAAAUUCCAUUCCACUGAUCAGCUCUUUUUAACCUUCUUUUUCUUUUUUUUUCUUUUUUUUAUAUGGGGCAGGGAUGCUUGCUUAAUGCAGAUAUAGUUAAAAUAUUUUUAGGCUCCUGGAGUCUGUCUGAAAAGUGUAGUAAGAACUUUAUGCACUUAAUUGAGAAAUACAUUGUCACAAUAUUCCUCAAGGCCAGCAGAGGGGAAUGGCAGUGGAAUAAACGGGUUAUUAGGAUGAUUAUUGUAAACUUAAGAAAUAUAAAAAUGAACAUUUCUAGUAUUUCGACUGGCUGUAAUGGGCUGUGCUACAUUUAAUAUUUUAAAGGAAAAAAGACUGUAGUUUCUAAAAUGUGCUUCUAUGAAUAAUUUCAUGUCUCUUAAUGUUUUUGCACAUACUGAAGUUAAUCUCGCGGGACAGGAAUUUGAGAUUUGCAUGUGUAUAUGCGUACUAAUGGCUGCUCAACAGCUUUUCUGUGGUCUUUGGAUAGAUAAGCAAUUCCUACAGUGUUGCUGUACAGGGACAAUGUAUGUGGGGUCAAAUCCAAACCCUACUAAAGCAAUUUUUUCCAGUUUUUCCAGUAACUAAGAGUUGAAUUAAACUCUUGAAAAGGAAAAGUGACUAAUAAAAUUAUCUUCUUGUAGCAAUUCUUGAGCUACUCAAUUAUGAUUAUGGCUGCCACCAUAGUAUCUCAUUGCUUUACAAGUAUUAGUGUGUUCUUUUAACAGCAGUAGAAGAUAUACAGUACUGAUUUUGGAGGGGCAUAUUGAAUUGUGUGACUUGUUUUGCAGUGUGACUUGUGGACUGGAGCAGAACAAAGAAUUGAUGGCAGUUGACAUGAGUCUACCCCUGAGGGUUUUCAAUUAGGUAAUUCCACACUUUGGAGUAUAAGGAAGCCAAAACAGUAGGAUACUCGUGAGAAGUGGCAGAUGUGGUUAGCACAGCUCCUUAUAAGCUUAUUUUCCUGUGGGAGAACACUGCAUUGCAUUUCACUGAAAUAGGCAUCAGCAAGACUUUGGGAAAUGUGACAAGCAACAUAUACUUCUGGGCGUAUAUCUGCUCAUUGGUGAAGUUCAUGCUAAUCCAAGAAACAGUAUUUUUCCACGUCUUUGUUACAAACCAGUGCUGCGGGGUCAUAAAGUAGUUGAUCUGUGGCUACCAAAUGCUCGAGACAAUAAAAUAGUAAUGCAGUCUAAAUUUAAAAUUGAUCCGAGGUCUGCGUGGAAUCCUGGGAUGUAUGUAGAUUUAAGAUAAGGCGGAAAUUAAGACAUUCAUAUCCCUUGCAGGAAAAAACAGCAGAAGGUUGGACUUCAUUGCUUAGUAGUGUUAACCUUGCUAUUGUGGCAGUUGUGUUCUUCAGUAGCUCUCAUCUGCAGCAAAUGCUAUGGCAGAUAUUUUAACCAGCCCUUACUGUAUAGUUUCUCUCUGGAACAGCACAAUAUGAUGGCCUUCAUUAAUCUCUUAACAGUGUUUUAUGAAGAGAUUUACUUUAAUCUCUGUGCAAGAUUUGGAAACACUCUUGCUAGUGUGUUAAAUUUUUGACUCCAAACUUAACCAGCAAGGUCAAGAGAUCAAGCAGCUGUUGUUGGGCUUUUUCCUUCCUUUGCUAUGUGUUGCUGGCCUCAGCUCUCACUUCUUUCUGUUUCUAAAAAGCUGGUAAAUAGUUGUCUAAAAGAAGAGUGUUUGGGCUCUUGGUGUGUGCUUUUUAACUUGAAUGUAAAGGUCUUGGCAGAUCUUUCAUGGCUCCUCAACAGAGGAAAUACCAGAUGAAAAAUCUCUCUAACAAGGGAUUUGAAAAAGCAUAUGCUGGAUCAUACCCAGAAGAUUUUAAGUGAAAGUGUAUGGCACAAAAAAGGGAGAGUCAAAUGAUAAACCACUGUCCGUUUGUUGUGAUUAUUUAAUUUUUUUGGUAAAUGAUGUCAUACCAGAUUGCCAUGCAGAUUCUGUGGUUCCUACUUUGAAUCUAAAAUUGUUUGAGAUGGGCCUGGUUCUUGAAAAGGCCAUGGAAAGUAUUAUUUUUUUCUAGAACAAUAAAAGUUAAUUUUUUUUCUUUGUUCAAAGAGAAUAUUCUAGACUUUCUACAGUAAAAGAACUUUUAGCUGCAAGGAAAAAUCCUUCUCUUCCAUGUUAGGUAAAAACAAAACAUUCAACAAGAAAAAAUAAGUAAAAGUAGGGAGGAAAAAAAGGCUUGUUUCUAUUAGAGGUUUGUGUUAUCUCUGUAUGCAACAGUACAUUGGAGGUUUCUGACUUAAGUCUAAUAAAAAAAAUCAUAAAAGUGGAUACAGGAAUGACCUACUUUGAAUGAUAGUUCAGUAAUAUAAAAUUCAUUGUGCAAAAAGUAUUUUUGGUAAACUAACUGUGAGAUGUAAGCUGAAUGCAUUUUAACAUUUCAAUAAAACAUUUUCAUUCCAGA
Dromaius novaehollandiae (emu) is the source of this 5672-nucleotide messenger RNA. Its product is annotated as E3 ubiquitin-protein ligase Praja-2-like. Lineage: Eukaryota; Metazoa; Chordata; Aves; Casuariiformes; Dromaiidae. The coding region runs from base 380 to 2557 and encodes 725 amino acids. Gene Ontology annotation, biological process: random inactivation of X chromosome; ubiquitin-dependent protein catabolic process; protein ubiquitination. Gene Ontology annotation, molecular function: ubiquitin protein ligase activity. The transcript has 11 exons. The record is from RefSeq and is a predicted model, not a curated record. Gene Ontology annotation, cellular component: nucleoplasm; cytoplasm.